Aedes albopictus (Asian tiger mosquito) is the source of this 1519-nucleotide messenger RNA. It is a transcript of the gene Sc2, whose product is annotated as probable very-long-chain enoyl-CoA reductase art-1. Gene Ontology annotation, molecular function: oxidoreductase activity, acting on the CH-CH group of donors; protein binding. NCBI's taxonomy places the organism in Eukaryota, Metazoa, Arthropoda, Insecta, Diptera, Culicidae. The coding region runs from base 154 to 1056 and encodes 300 amino acids. The transcript is spliced from 5 exons. The record is from RefSeq and is a predicted model, not a curated record. Gene Ontology annotation, biological process: very long-chain fatty acid biosynthetic process.
CUACAAUCAAUCCAUAUAACACAAGUGACAAGCAAUACGUAAACGGUCUUGCGGUUCUUCCACUUUCUCGUUUGUGCUUGACCAGAGAAGUCGUCUUACGUGUGUCGUGUUGUCGGUACCAGCUAUUUGCCGUGCUGUGAAAUUCUCAAAAUUAUGGAGAUCGAAAUCCUCGAUGCGAAAAACUCCAAACCCCUGGGCAAGUGCCGUGUGCAGGGCGACACCACCAUCAAGGCACUGAAAAAUGAGGUGCAAAACAUGAAGAAAUCUUUGACCAUCCACCGACAGGCCCUGCGAUUGGAACCCCGUGGAAAGAUAUUGAAAGAUUCCGACACCCUGCAGUCGCUCAGCAUUUCGUCCGGUGGCAAACUCUACGUGAAGGAUCUUGGGCCGCAGAUCAGCUGGAAGGGUGUCUUCCUGGCAGAAUACGCCGGCCCGAUAUUUGUGUACAUGAUCUUCUACCAGAGGCCGUCGUUCAUCUACGGUAGCGCCGCUGCGAAUCCAGUUAGUCUGACUGCCAACAUUGCCGCCAUCUGCUGGGUUGCUCACUACGCGAAGCGUCUGCUGGAGACGCUGUUCGUUCAUCGGUUCUCCCAUGCCACCAUGCCGCUGAGGAAUCUCUUCAAGAACUGCAGCUACUACUGGGCGUUCGCCGGAUACGUUGCGUACCACGUGAACCAUCCGUUGUUCACCGAACCCAGCACCGCUGUCAUGUACGCCGGGUUGGCUGGAUUCAUUGUGAGUGAGCUGGGAAAUUUCUCCAUUCACAUGCUGUUGAGAAAUCUGAGACCAGCUGGUUCCACAGUUCGCAAGAUUCCAAAACCCGACGGCAACCCAUUGACUCAGUUGUUUAACUUCGUGUCCUGUCCGAACUACACGUACGAGUUCCUGUCCUGGCUGUCGUUCUCGAUGAUGACCACCUGCGUUCCGGCGUUGCUCUUCACCGCUGCCGGUAUGUACCAGAUGACGGUUUGGGCCAUCGGAAAGCACAAGAACUACAAGAAGGACUUCAAGGAUUACCCCAAGGGUCGCAAGGCUAUUCUGCCGUUCGUGAUCUAAGUUGAUCGUGACGCCUAGAGAGAUUGCUUUGGGAAUAUUUAUUCGGUAGGGAGGGCAUUUAAUACAUAACACUAUUUUUCGAGUUUCUUUGGUAACAGGUAUAGAUUUUCUGUAGCGUCGUUAAGAAGAGAUUAAUGGUUUUAGAUUAGCUGGUAGCGAUAAGAACCGUAACAUGUUGGGAGGGUUAGACUUAAGAGACAAAUCGGUGAUUCGACUGUAACUUCGUUGUAUUGAUGAAAUUCAUCAAUGUGCUAGCAUUCCCAUAGCUGAAGAACGAGGUUUGUUAAGGAUAGUUUAAAUUCUAUGAGCCACACAAAGAUCAUUAAUCCUAAGAUACAUCUAAUAUUGCCACGAGAUCAGUGAUGGGUUAGGAUUACAAGUUUGACAAUUUCAAUAAAAUUUCGGCUAUUGUAAGUUUAUGAACCGCAUGACUUGAAAUAAAGCUGAUUGACUUCUGUAGAAA